UUACGCAACACAUUUCUUGUUUUUAACAUGCAUUUCUAUUUGAAAACGCAGACUUUUCGUAAAUGUGGUGUCCUGGCAAAAACCGGUCAAUUUUAAACACUUGUGAAUAAUUCGAUAAUAAUUUGACAAUUCAUCAUUGGCAACACUGAGUACUUGAGUGCCAGUUCGAAUGACUAAAAAAUAAAUAAAAAUAAAGAAUGCAUUUGAAUUUGUUUCAUGUGGAGAAUAAUUAUAUAAAUCCACAAUAAUGGAUAAACUAACACUUAUAUCCGGAACUUUAUUCAUGGCUGCUGAUAUUUUUGCAAUAGAGACACCAGAUUAGGAUUAAUGUGGACUUGCAUGACAUUAUAUAAUAGACCUCAAAUAUGUUUCACACCUGACCUUCAACCAGAAUGGUUACUUGCAUUAGUGUGUAUUUUUGUUGGCUGCAUAUGCAUUACCACUACAAUAAUUUUACUUGCUUCCUCUCAUUGGGAUCGAAAUGUUGUUCCUUAUGCCAGAUGGGUUGGAUUCACAGCAAUGGUUCUCUUCUGUUUGGCUGCGGUAAUCUUUCCAAUGGGAUUUCAUGUGGAUGAGAUUGGUGGCCAACCUUACCAGCUUCCAGGUAGUCAUCAGGUAGGAAUAUCUUACAUUUUAUUUAUUUUAGCUUUGUGGAUAACGGUAAUAUCUGAAUUGUUUGCUGGAAAAGUAUGCUUACCACACUUCUAAGUUAUUUCAAUCUACCCGGUGAACUAUUCUAUGUAAGAAAACUAUGAUGUAAUUAGUAGGUAUCAUAUAAACAUUCAUUAUAUGUUUUAUAAAUGAUUAAUUUUUCACUCAACUACAGAACUGUGAUUAUAUAUUGUAUUGUUAAUGAUCUGGAAAUAUUAUAGUUUUAAUAGAUAUAAUAGAUUUAAUUUUUAAAUUGUAGAUUUUGGAAACCCAAAAAUGUACCUCUGUCUGCCAAUCUCUCUAAACAAUAUCAUCUUGUUCAACCUUUUUUCUCAAGGUUUUUAAAAUUUUAUUUGACCGAUUUUUUUACUGACAAGUCAUCAUUCUACCUUUAUUCCAUCAGAAUAUCUUGGAAACUUUUAGUUUGUCUAAAUAACAAUUUAAAAUGUUUCACCUUUAAAGCAAAAUCAGUUGUGAAAUUCAGGGUUACAGAGUGGAUGGCUUCUUUUUGUUUGUAAUGUUGGCAGCUUUAACGAUAUGCACAAUAUUUUUUUUCUAUACUGUAUUAUACGAUUGGUUUGACUGCAUUAUUAAAAACAUUUUUUGUAUGCCUCAGAAACUUAAAAUAACUUUACAAGUGUUUUUACUUUUUAAAAGAGAAUUGAAAUCAUCUUGAAAACAAUCAGACAUGGACUCAUCUUUACUGCUACAAAAUUAUUGAAAAUUUAUUUAACAAGGGUUUUUAAAUUGGGUGGGUCUCAUGAGCAUAUUCUUCAAAUCUUUCUUAAAAUGAUAAAAAUUACUACUAAAUAUGAUUCAUCAAUAUGAGAAUGAAGUUAGUUAUUUGUUUGUUUCAUAUAUUUCCUUAUAUGUAUUAUUUGAAUUAUUUUUUAAAAUUUUUUAUUCUUUAGAAGUUUUAGACCUGAUAGUCGAAGAUGAAUAUAAUUGAACUCUAAACUGUCAUGUACCAGUAUAAAUAGUGACUGAUUGCUUGCUUCACAUUAAUCUUCAGCACAAUAUUUAUAGAAACUCUCAUCUGAUUAUACAUUUGAUUGAAAAUUCAUAAAACUUUAACCAAUAUUAAUUUAUAAAUCAGUAGGACUCCAAAUUUAUUACAUGAAUAAUUAAUUUACGUUAAGUAAAUUAUCUGUACCUAAAGCUAUUAAACUAUCAGCUCAGCAACUGAAAGUUGCUAAGUGGAAAUUUUUUUAAAGUUGAAAUUCAGAAUAACUCAUCUCCACAAGCGACUAAUUUGAAAUUGCAAAUAAAAUUCGUUAACUUUCAAACGAGUGUCUAUGAAAAAAUAUGUUGUUACAUAAAGUGGUCUUUUUUAUUACUACUCAUUUGUAGCAGUAUCAAUGCGAACAUCAGUAGCUCUGUUAAUAGUCAUUUUCAUAUAUUUAUGUAAAACACAUUAUAAUGAAUCAUAACUGAAUUUAACUAGUACAAUACAGUAUUCUCCACUCUCAUAUAAAAAUAAUGUCACGGGUUUAAUAAGAUGAAUAGAAAUCUUGGUGUAUUUGCUGAUUCAAUUUUUGAAAGUUUUAGACACCUUCUUGAGAAAAAACUUUUUGG
Molecule: messenger RNA, 2226 nt
Organism: Leptinotarsa decemlineata (Colorado potato beetle)
Lineage: Eukaryota; Metazoa; Arthropoda; Insecta; Coleoptera; Chrysomelidae
Biological process (GO): negative regulation of smoothened signaling pathway
Cellular component (GO): Golgi apparatus; ciliary membrane
Source: RefSeq, a predicted model, not a curated record